Molecule: messenger RNA, 1764 nt
Organism: Candidula unifasciata
Lineage: Eukaryota; Metazoa; Mollusca; Gastropoda; Stylommatophora; Geomitridae
Source: the annotation of a GenBank genome assembly
AUGGGCACUUCGAAAGAGAGUCAAAGGAGUAGCGAUGAAGAUGAUGGAGAGGUGAUUAUACCCUGGAGGUUUGUCCCUUAUUCAGUUCGAAGAGAGCUGAUUACUAAACUGAACCCAGAUGUGACAAUGUCAGGAAAUGAUUGGAGGAUGCUGGCCAGUGAACUUGGAUAUACUACGGGAGAAAUUAGUUUUAUUGAGUCCGAAAAAGACAACAAUACCACUGUGCUGUUCAGACAUUACGACACAAAACCUGGAGCUUCCCUCAAUGAUGUUUACAGAUCCUUGGAGAAGAUGCAGAGGCAUGACUGCCUGGAGGUUAUCAGAAAUGCAUUGUCAGAGAUACAGCAAGCCUACAAUAAAUCCAACGAGUCACAGAACCUUCACGUGGCCGAGACCUCAGAAAUGCUGGCCUCCAGGCCACACUACCAAUGGCCUGGCUCCCCUUAUGCCUGCCCUUGUCACAUUUUGCCUCUGCCAAACAACAUCAGUACUGUCGACAACAGCAAUCUCUUCAGCAGUGACAGCAGUAACAGUGACAGUUUUAACAACAGACAGAAAGUAGCUCGGCAGUACUCAGACGAAUGUAACAUUACACAAGCCUCCAGUGGAGAUAAGCGCUUCAGAAAUAUCAGCAGCAGCAGAGAUACUCUAGGAAGCAUUGAAUCGAUUGACCAGCAUGGCCUCACUUCACAGAGAACUCCUGCCCAGGUGGCUGGCGGAAUUAGACCUCAAAAUAGCCACAACAAGUGCCCCAAGUUUGUCCACCCUUCAGAUGCUUCAGCGUUGGGAGAUUAUAGAGAGAGGUUCUACGAGCCAGACUCUGAGGUGAAGGUCAGAAAUGAGUCUGGAGAGCCUGUAACAAUGGGUUCUGGUGAUGUCUCAAACCAAGGCAGCUACAGCGAAGCCAAGACUAGCUUGGCCCACUUGGCCAAGCUGGCAACCGUGCCGGACAAGUUCAAGCCUACAAAUGAGUACACAACAGUUGUUGCGAAGCAGAAGAUUGACAUAGAUAAACACAAAGAUGGGAAAGGUUCAUUGGAUUGUUCAUCUCAUAGCAAUGGAUCAUCUAUAGAUAGAAGUCACCCUUCAACUUUUCCCAUGAGAGUGAAGGUCAAGCAUGAGCGAGGUAUGGAAGACAUUAAAAAUCUGACCAUUUCCAAGAAAUCAGCAUCAAUGCCUCAGAAUAUGAAGCCUGUGGAGUACAGGAAAGCAUUCCGACAUAUUAAAGUGUUUGUAACAUACAGCUACGAUAAUGAAAGCCACGGCAAACAGGUACUGUCCCUGUGUAAGUUUCUGCAGUCCAAUGGCUUUGCCUGCUGUGUGGAUGUUUGUGAGCGGAAGACCUCAGCCAAAUCCUUGGAGCAGCUGGAGUGGUGCCGGAAGAAAGUUCUGGAGGCUGAUUUUGUUCUGGUUUGCAUCUCUCCGAGAUACUUGGAGGAUAUCUCACCCUCAAGCUCCACGUUACCUCAGAACAAUCAGCGCAAGCUUCACACAAGGGAAAUUUAUGAGCUGAUGAACAGCGAGUACCUGAACAACCAGCACGGCUACGACGGCGAGAGCAACAGCUGCGUCACCUCACCACCACGUUUUGUGCCUCUCCUGUUUCCGAAAAUGACACACAGCCAUGUGCCGGCAUGGAUGAUGAAUGGGCCAGCCUACAUGUGGCCAAACCAGUACAAGGAUCUGGCAUGGAUGCUGACCAAACCCCAGGAGAGAAUCAGAGGAAGAAAGGAAGCUUUAGAGGAACAUUUUGAGGAAAGAUAA